GGGGUCGCAAUUUUAGUUCCUCAUCUGCUCCACCUCCCACUCCCACUGCUUCCAAUGAGUACAACAGAUGAUCCACCGAGAUGAUCUAAACCAGAAAACAGCAAAAUCACAUCGACCAAAUUUGUGCUUCCUUCUCUGAUCCGUCCUUCCCACUGUCACUCACUGCCGAUUUAGGGUUCGCCCACCUCCACCGUCAUAUCGAUAUCCCUUAUGUUGCUCCCAAUAACUCAAUGGCGAGUUUCAAGCUGCAAAAAACUCAUCCUAUAGCGUCCGACUUCAAUUCCAUCACCUACGACUACAAAAAGAAACGAGACAGAUCAGUAGAGACUCAUAAAAAUGUUUUUUGUAGAGAUGCAGAAACUAUUAAUAAGAUUGACCAGAUAAUACAAGUAUUUGAAGCUUCAGUUUUCGAAAGGAUGCAUUUUGGUGGAUGAAAAUGACAACGUUCUUACCAAAUGACAACGUUCUCUUUUGUGAAUUAGCGGAUUUACUUUUUAUAAAUGUUCUUUUGAAAACAAAACAUUAAAAAUGCAGGAAAUAGUAAUGUACUUUUACUUUUUUGAGUACAUUGAAAAUCUAUUUUAUAUCAUUGUACACACAUUGACUUUCAUAAAUAAAAAAUCGUUUUUUUUCCCUUCGUACAUUAUAAAUACGUCAUCUACAAUUUGACUUCUAUGAGAUCAAUAAGCAAACAAGUAAGUUUUUUAAUAAAAUGCCUUAAGGGGCAUUUUGACGCUUUGUUUGGAUCAUAGGGAGUAGUUUGGUUAUAAUGAAAGUACCUUCAAAGAAAAAAACCAAUAGCAAGCUUUACAGCUUUCAUGAUAAUAACCAAUUUUUUCUUUUUACAUCACCAUUUCAAUAGGAGGUUGAACCUGCUCAAGCUGAAGCCACGUCUCCUCUAUAUUAUCAUUCUCAAAUGCGUCAAUGGGACAUGAAUAUACCGGCUAUAACAAAGUUAUCUAUUUCAACAAACAAAACAUUAGGAAUGGUAUUAAGUGAAAUCCCAAUAUGUUUUCUGUAUUUUAUGGUGUUUUUGUGUUUACCAUCGACAGUUUAUAACACACACUCAUGAUUAACAUAUAUUGUUGUAGUUGGACAAAAAUACCUCUGCAAGUGACUCACCUACUUCGCUAUUUAUGUGUAUGUGCAUGUAUGUAUGUGAUUUUUGUGUAUGACAAUUGUUGGAGC
This is a messenger RNA of Lactuca virosa, 1188 nucleotides long. NCBI's taxonomy places the organism in Eukaryota, Viridiplantae, Streptophyta, Magnoliopsida, Asterales, Asteraceae. The record is from the annotation of a GenBank genome assembly.